This is a messenger RNA of Neurospora hispaniola, 5870 nucleotides long. RefSeq names its product mediator of RNA polymerase II transcription subunit 12. The transcript is spliced from 3 exons. Gene Ontology annotation, biological process: regulation of transcription by RNA polymerase II. Gene Ontology annotation, cellular component: mediator complex. The record is from RefSeq and is a predicted model, not a curated record. The coding region runs from base 381 to 5762 and encodes 1793 amino acids. NCBI's taxonomy places the organism in Eukaryota, Fungi, Ascomycota, Sordariomycetes, Sordariales, Sordariaceae. Gene Ontology annotation, molecular function: transcription coregulator activity.
ACCCCGGUAAUCCGGACCCCGUGUCCAUCGUGGGAUCCAGCUGGGGAUCUAGCUUGGUAUCCAUCCGCCGGAUAUUGAUAGUGCCACGCACCGCAUCUCCAUACGCCGCGCUAUCGCUAAUCUAACGGGGCUAACCAGCGAACUGGACUUACUUGGGGCCAAUCUCCAGUUCCAGAUCCCAGACAGCAUCCAGACACCAGACCGGCUCUUGCGCCUUUGCACAUCUCAAACGACCAGUUUCUUGAAAUCCGUCCUCAACCCUUCCUCGACCGAGACAACGUCCACUCGACUCCAACUGGACCCCGAUCGCGACCGUUUCCCGUAUCCCCCUUCGCCCAACUAACGACCUGCGGAAUGGCGCAUCCGCUCCUCCUCCAGCGAUGACCUCCCGGCCCCCUUUGGGCGUCCAGCAGCGACAGCCCCAACAGAGAAAGUUGAGCGGCCCGGUCCUGUCGCAACAGCGCUCUCUGUCGCAAUCCCAGGCGCAGGCCCAGGCGCAGCAGCAACAACAGCAACACCUUCACACACAACAACAACAACCACAACAACAGCAGCAGCAGCAGCAGCAGCAGCAGCAGCAGUAUGAUGCCUCGAGCUAUCUACCGCCGCCGCCGCCGGCUCCCACUCGUAAUAACAACCAUAACAACUUCACAAACCAAAACAACACUCUCAACAACGCCUUCCCGCCCGAACUCGCCCAGCAAGACCCCACGAGCAUAGUUUCUCCCGCAGACCCGUCGGGUUCGUCACCCGCACUUUCCGUGGGUGUUGGUCGCUAUGGGACCCAGCGCCGAGGUGGUUCGCGCCUUAGGCUUGAGCUAUCGCACAACGAUCCUUCCGACGCCUUCUCGUCUCCCACCGUGAUCGAAUCUCCCGGCCUCGUGGAACCGCAUACUCAGUAUGGCUCCUUGACGCACCUAAUGAUGCCUCUAGCCGAUGGGCCCGAUUUGGGCGACAUGAGUCCCCAUCAUCGACUCUCCAUUCCGCCCCAACACCUAGAUGCCGACGUUCCGAUCCCCUUUCCCCAGCGCCGACCGAAAGCAGUGCCCGAUCACUCGCGUCGAGAACAAGCGCCACCGCCGCCGAACCCGGCCCGGAAAGACACGCGUCCGAAACCGUAUACCAUCGAGUUACCUGCCGCCGCGCCGCGCUAUCGUAUCCGUGGGAGGAGUGAUGGACAAGGGGGCCAGGGGAGGUCAAGUGCGCUUGCAACGGCAUCAUCGUCCUCCACGACAGGCAGCUCUGCCACCGCAAACUAUGGAUGUGCCGACUUCUUCCCAUGGUCAGGGACGGCCGGCAACCACCCCGAAGAUCAGUUUAACGACACGGCCAUACGGGUGGGAUACUGCGAAAAGCAGUUUGUUACCCCAGAGACACAAUCCGCAAAGACGGUUUUGUUUCACGGCUUAAAGCAGCGGAGUGGACUGAACGCGUUAUCCAUCUUCUUUGCGGGUGUGCUAUGGCACAGGAGAAAUGCGGGUCAAGUAACUGCGCCAUCGACCUUCAAGCCGCCCCCAAGAGUCACGCUCACUGACACCAAAAAAGAAGUCUGGCUCAAAGACCUGGCCAACUCCGCCAUUCCUCUUCGGAAACUCAGUCGAUCAAUCCCCCACGGCGUGCGUAACAAGGUCUUGCUGGAUCAGUGUUUGAACAAGAACGUUCCAAUAGACCGUGCCGUCUGGCUGGCCAAGUGUGUGGGCACCAACGAGCUACGCACCUUUAGGAGGCUUGGUAAGGGAAACAACGCUUCGGUUUUGGAAGGCGAGCGCAAGUGGCUCAAGGACUGGACCCUCGUCAUCGAGAAUUUCAUUGAGCGUGUCUUUUUCUCGUUCGGCGAGCAAAACUGGAAAGCCAAGGUCAACUACGCCAUCCAGCUAGCGGCGCACCUAUAUGCCGAGGGCCUCAUGGACCGUGAGCAUUAUCUUGAUUGGACGGUUUCUAGCUUGGAAUCGAGCCACCACUCUCAACUGCCCAUGUGGAUUAUUAUCGCACAAAUUUACUGGAAAGACCUGCUUCGUCUAAGGAAGUAUGGCCGAAGACUUGCUACUGCUCUCAUUAGUCAUUACCAUGUGAUACAUGCACACGAAGACAGAGAUAUUUAUGUUCCUCUUCUUUCCAAGCUAUCGCACCUUUUAGGAACGCUGAUGGUGGCUACACCCGAAAACUUCGUAUCGCCUUCUGUGUGGGUGAAGUACCGAGACGCUCUCAAAACAUGUCUGCCUCAAGGGGACGAAGCACGCCAUAGAUCUUUUGCCGGUAUCAAUUAUCGGAACGAACAACUAGUCGCCUCCGCCAACAGGUCGCAACCGGCUGCCCGAAUUAUCCUUGUGAGGAACCUGGACCAGGUCAUCUUGGAGAAGCCGAUGCCUGAUGAGUUUCCAGCGCAGUGCUGGACUGUCUCCAAGGAUAAGGCUGCCCUGGUCAGGGCUCUCCUCGAGUGGUGUACGACACCAUACAGGCCAGGGCUCGCAAAAGUUUAUGUUGCCCAUCGGAUAUUAAUGCAUUGGAGUACGCUGCGGUUGGACGUCACUUCAGCUGUGCUGGGCUUCAUGGAAGGAGAGGCCCUUGAAGAGAUGGAGUGCAAGGACGCGCUCUAUCACCUCGUAUCCGAGCUAGUUCGCUCGGGGAUUUUUCUGGUAUCGCAGUACAUUCAAUGGCUGAUCACGCGUGGUGGGCUGACUGAUCCGCAACUGGUCAUGCCGGACGGUCCCCCGUUUUCUCGACUGCUUGCAGAGCUUCCAUCGCAUAUUUUGGGCAGUUCACAGAAACGAUCUAGAGAUGCGUUGCUUCGCCGGGCAGGCUUUCGCAUCGCAGACGACGCACAAGAUGCAGAUAUGGCCAUCAGACACCUCCGGCAUGCACUAGGCCUGCCUGCAGGAGUUACUGAUGCCGUGUCAAUGGCCAGGCCCUUUCCGAUUAAGAAAAUAGCCCGGCGCAUCGAAGACGCCAGCCGAGCGCGCAAGGCAGAAAUUGCUUCCUGGCUACGGAACACAGUCUUUGGAGGAGAACUUGAACACAGUUCUCUUAACGCUUUCGGUCAGCAUGACCUCUCUACCAGACUUUUCAACUCGAUAAGGACAGUAUUCGAGGCCGCACAGGAAUUUUCAGUAUUUGCUGAUGUCCUCCGAAUGCUGACAAAAUGCUCCAAUCCUGAAGUACUCGCCUCAAUCGCGGAUACGAUCACUCGGUAUACUUUUGUUUUUGCUGCUCUCAGCUGUCUCAAAAACCUGUUUAGCAUUCUUCAUAGCAGGCUCAGAGAGGUGCAAGAGCAGGGGAUAGGAGCGCGGCCGUUACUUGCGUCGCUCGCUUACCUGGCAUCCCGGGUCCCUGGAAUGGACGAAGUCGCUACGCAGUUGAAGUCCGACUUGGCUGUGAGCGACCGGCACAAUCCUGUAGACGCUUGUUCACCUGUUAGUGACAAUAUGGUUUCUCGUCUUUCAGACCACGAUGGCGAUCUCCAUGAAGAGGUUGAGAAGCUUCUGGCCAACGGUACUAGUCUUGAUCGCAACACGAUGGAUCGGCUUUUCAGUGCGGUGAUUCAGCGACUACAGGCAUACUGGGCCAAGGGCGAUGAACAGCAGAGGGUUUACGGUAUUCUCCUGAAGCGUCUGCGAAUGUUCAAUCCACAGCAUUUCGACGAGCUCAUGACACAAUGGCUUCUUUACGUGCGGGGUCUUGACACGCGGGCAACGAUCCUGCACCUAUACCCUCUUUUGGUCUCUAUAGGUUGUUUGGAAAUGCCUGCAAUUCUGGCAACAGCUUCGGAGUCACCCAAUGCUCCUGGAGCCGGUAAUUUUCGACAUCCUCCAUCAGCUGUCGCCACAUCUCAGAUUGUUCAGACCACCUUUCGUACUAAGUAUAUGCAAGAAGUGCUCCAACUCUUCAUGGCGCCAGUCUCGUCUGAAAGCUUACUGACGCCAGAGGAGCGCUACCGUUUUGGCAUUCUUCAAGAACAGGCCAAGAAGGAGAGCCCGCGAGAACUACUCUGUUUGAUCCAACUCGCCUUGGCCGAGUAUACUUGUGCUCGUGCUCAAAACGAUCUGGAAGAACUACCCCUGGAUAAGGAAGCAAAUCAGGACCGUCUCCUGGGGCUUUUAAAGCUCCUUGUGUUAAAGGACCCUGUAGGAGUUGCCAAGGCGCUGCAAAUCAGAGGACCUGACGCCCAAGUUGACGGCUGGAUCGAUCGCAUGACUACCAAGCUGCUUGUCACUGCCGCUGGCGAGCGCACACGCGUGACGUUCGAGCAAGUUCUCAACCUCACUAACGAAUUCACUCUCCCCUUCUGCCAUGUUAAGCUACUGUUGAGUCUGUCGUCCAAUGACCAGCAGCAAAACGCGGCAGAUUCGGGCGAACGAGUUCCUUCGAACGUAGAACUUUUUAUGAACGCCAUGGAAAAGUCGAUGGACGCACAGCGGGUCUCAUGGAUUGGAAUGCUCCCCUCUCUCUCGCCCGACCUUACACAUCACCUCAAAAAUCAGGCCCAGGCUCGGUUUCUGAACCUUCUGCCUUCGGCCAGAAACCCACCCUCAAUGACGCUAGACAGGUCAAUGCUCCAGAUGCGCCUCCAAAAAGCCGAGAACUUUCUCGCCAUUAUGGAUACUAUUAUACGCGGAAGCGGUCCAAUGGGGUUUCGUCAGCACCAACUGGUUCCGGUCAUGGUAGAAAGGUUCACUGACAUUCUGGAGCUGUUACAAACUCUGACACCAUUCCCUAGCCAAGCAGGUGGUCUUGGAGGGUGGGGAGGCCAAGGUGCCAGUGCUGCCGCCGCCGGCGGUGACAGUCACAUUGAUCUGAAAAGCGACAUUCUGAACCACUGGCUUCCCCUCUUUCUCAAUUUCCUCACCCUCCAUGCCCAGACCUUUGACACCAGCAAGCCCGGAAACGAAGUUCGCGGCAGAGCUCUCAUGGUGUGCGCUGGUCUUAUCAGGGAACUCGACCUGAUCCACGGGCCCGACUUUGACACUCGUCAAUUGGGUGGGCGCAUCUUCGAUCUGGCUUGCGUGUUAGUUGACAACCUUGCCGAGGAUGCGCGGCUACAGUGUAUCCAAGCUCUGAAGUCCCCUUCAGAUGUGAAGCUUAGGUACAUCUUCAGCUAUCAGGACAACCCACAUGCAAACUUAAUGCUCUGUCAUAAAGAGAGGCCGACGGCGAUGGCCAUGGGUACUGCCACUGGCACUGGAUCGCCAGCCCCAGGUACCACCCCAACACACACGCCAGGCGUUACUCCUGGGCCACAGAACGCAGGUGGUGCUGGUAGUGCUGUUUCCGGCGCUGGUGGUAGUGGUAAUGGUGGAAGUUACUUUAGUCUUCCCGGUCAUACGCAACAGGCUCAAGCACAAGGAUGGCAUGCCGCCCAACAGCAGCAACAGCAACAACAACAACAACAACAACAACAACCACAGCAGCAGCAACAACAACAGUAUCAGUUACAGCAACAGCAACAGCAACAGCAACAACAAGGAGGCACAGGCCCCAUACCCUCACCAGCCAUCAGCAUCAAUACCAACCUCACCCACCUUAACCUUGGCAACAACAGCAACCCGCCCACACCCUCCCCCAUGAACCCAACGCGACCAGCGAUGAUAAUGGUAGCCAACCCCUGGGGAGGUUACUCGUGGGUGCCUACGAUGGGCGGACCGCAAGAGCGGCUGACGCCCUUCAACUUCCGGCAGUGGGAAAUGCUUAGCGAGCCGACCAGCCAGGUCGGGGAGAAUGACACGGCGGUGAACUUGAUGCUGUUUGAAAGUCGCAAGGUGCAGUGAUGCUACUUGCGCUGUCGGGUCGAGCCUUUGACUGAGGGAGCUGGGCCGCGCUUUGAGGGGUUUAAGCCUGGGGUUGAGGAUAUGGAUGGGUCGGUGCCGAGUCGAAGA